This is a messenger RNA of Danio rerio (zebrafish), 897 nucleotides long. NCBI's taxonomy places the organism in Eukaryota, Metazoa, Chordata, Actinopteri, Cypriniformes, Danionidae. The record is from RefSeq.
UCAUAUUAUAUCGUUGUGAGUUUGGUUAUCUCACUCAAACAGUAAACACAAAAUUAACCGCACUGGAUAUUUCACUGCAUUAUCAUGGAUCUCUCGGAACUAUAUGGUUUCUGGAUUAUGUUAUUUCUGUCUUUAUGGGAAUCUUCGCUUGGUCAGAUUGUAUUUUCGGUCUCCGAGGAGGUAAAUAAAGGAACCGUGAUCGGGAAUAUAGCAAAAGACAUCAGGAUGAGUGCUCAGGAACUUGAAUCCCGCAUGUUUCAGAUUAUGCCUGGAUCAAAUGCAAAGUAUUUUGAUGUAAAUGUGAAAACGGGGUCGCUGUUUGUUAAAGACAGGAUUGAUCGUGAGGAGUUGUGUGGCGUUAAUCAGAAAUGUGCACUGAAUUUAGAGGCUCUUGCUCAGAAUCCUCACAGACUUUAUCGACUUGAAAUUGUAAUAAUAGAUGUGAACGACAAUGCUCCAGUUUUUCCUAACAGCACGUAUAUUCUCAGCGUUACGGAAAAUGCGAAUGAGGGGGACAGAUUUCCUCUUCCAAUUGCAAAAGAUAUAGAUGUCGGCAGCAAUUCUCUAAAAGACUACAAACUGAGCUCAAAUGAGCAUUUUUCCUUAGAUGUUCAUAAGGGUCAACAGAGUUCAUUAGCUGAAUUAGUUCUACAGAAAACUUUAGACAGAGAAAAUAAAAAGGUCUAUGUAUUCUGCUUGUGUGUGGUAAUUAUAUAUCAGCUCAUGCAGUGCCUAGGUGGCACUAAGCUUUUGACUUUGACAGUGCAAAUCUGUUGGACUUUUUUGUACACCUGCUCAUCAGUGUAAUGGUGUUUAUUAUUUUAUAUUACUUUAAGAAAUCUGGUAAUGUGUUUUGUUUAUAAAUCACAAAUAAAGUUUUCUUUCAUAAGUAUUUAA